Heterocephalus glaber (naked mole-rat) is the source of this 1150-nucleotide messenger RNA. It is a transcript of the gene Nat9, whose product is annotated as N-acetyltransferase 9. The record is from RefSeq and is a predicted model, not a curated record. NCBI's taxonomy places the organism in Eukaryota, Metazoa, Chordata, Mammalia, Rodentia, Bathyergidae. Gene Ontology annotation, molecular function: N-acetyltransferase activity.
UGCACCGCCGGCCUGGCGGGGAAGCGUGGCGGGCUGGGAGAGGCGGGUCACGGGUUCGCCUGGGGACGCUUUCCUCGGCUGGGGGUUCACCCCAGCAGGAGAGCCGGAGCUCCCGCCCCAAGUGAGAAGAAACAGCGUCCGGCAGACUCUGCUGUCCCCCACCUGCAGCCUGCUGCCAUGAGGUUGAAUCAGAACACCAUGUUGCUGGGGAAGAAGGUGGUCUUGGUGCCCUACACCUCAGAGCACGUACCUAGGUACCAUGAGUGGAUGAAAUCAGAGGAACUGCAGCGUUUGACAGCCUCAGAGCCACUGACUCUGGAGCAGGAGUAUGCAAUGCAGUGCAGCUGGCGGGAGGAUGCUGACAAGUGCACCUUCAUUGUGCUGGACACAGAGAAGUGGCGGGCCCAGCCAGGCCCUUCUGAAGAGAGCUGCAUGGUGGGCGAUGUGAACCUCUUCCUCACGGAUCUGGAAGACCCCACCUUGGGGGAGAUUGAGGUCAUGAUCGCAGAGCCCAGCUGCAGGGGCCGGGGCUUUGGCACUGAGGCUGCUCUCCUGAUGCUGUCCUACGGAGUAACCAAGCUAGGUCUGACCAAGUUUGAGGCAAAAAUCGGGCAAGGAAAUGAACCCAGCAUCCGGAUGUUCCAGAAGCUUCACUUUGAGCAGGUGGCUGUGAGCAGCGUCUUCCAGGAGAUGACACUUAGACUGACAGUGAGUGAGCCUGAGCGGCAGUGGCUUCUGGAUCAGACCAGCCACGUGGAGGAGAAGGCUUAUAGAGAUGGGUCAGCAGAGCACUGAUGCCAGCCAGGCCUUGGCAGCCACUCUGCAGGAGCUGGGGCGUUGGGGCCACCCGCUCCAAGGACCAGAGUUCUUCGCAGGAGAUAAUGUAUGGUGCCUUUGGUCUCUGCUCCAAACUGGGAGUCACCUUCAGGGACCUCCAGACUUGGCCUGAGUUUGCCUGGACCUAAGCAGACUCCCCUUCCCUCUCUGCCAGACUGACUCAGAUGCCCUUGGAGUGGAUGGCAAGUAUCUCCUGGGAAGGGCACGGUGGAAAUGGGGAUGGACAGGCCUCUCCAAGGCCAGAGGCACCACCCAGGGGCACCAGCCUGACUUGGAGUAAAGCACUGGGCUGGCCAGUUCCCGUUUUCAUUUG